Protopolystoma xenopodis is the source of this 204-nucleotide messenger RNA. The record is from the annotation of a GenBank genome assembly. NCBI's taxonomy places the organism in Eukaryota, Metazoa, Platyhelminthes, Monogenea, Polystomatidea, Polystomatidae.
AUGACUUGUAAUCGGACCUACCGAUCUCUGCAGCCUCACCUCGAUACCUCGAUGGUGACGCUCUACUUUGACAUGGCCAUCCACCCAAUUAUCCGUCCACCCACUCAGCCAGUAGACCGGCCUGUCAUGCACACGCUAUACGCAGGAAAAAAUUCUUGCAUAUACACACAAUCCGGUCAUGUGGUAGACGCACUCGUCAAGUGA